Alternaria alternata is the source of this 1468-nucleotide messenger RNA. RefSeq lists its product as hypothetical. The coding region runs from base 172 to 1311 and encodes 379 amino acids. The transcript has a single exon. The record is from RefSeq and is a predicted model, not a curated record. Lineage: Eukaryota; Fungi; Ascomycota; Dothideomycetes; Pleosporales; Pleosporaceae.
UCUACGCUAUCAAACGACAUCUAACAGUGCCAUUCUGGGAGACGAAAGAGCGGGGAACCCAAUAGCUGGAAUUUCCCAUGAUCCCGUAGCUGUGGUACUUGAAAACAACGUUCAUCACAAUUUUCAGCAUAAUUGUGGUAUACACCCGUCACAUGAUAGGAUUCCAUCGCAAUGAGUAACCUCUCUUCACCGGCACCGCUCAGCGCUGUAUCAGCACCUAGCCCCGAAUCGUCACCACCACGUAGACCGAGCUCUACGCCCCCUGGCUCCCAGUCCGAAAGAGCUAGUGUAGCCUCAACAUCGCAGACGGAACCUCCCGAACACUGCGACGACUUCAUUCACUGCCGUGCUUCUGGAGGUCCUCCUGGUAAUACUUUGUGUGACGUGAGUUGGGCGUUUUUAUGUCCUGGUCUUCAUCCAUUCCACCCAACGCCACCAUCUAAAUACGGCAUUAUACAUCCUCACCCUGGCGAGGUCUGGGUCUGCGCUCACUGCAUGGAUCAUGAUACCGCUGCAUGUCUUCCUGGCCAUUUCACUAACAAGCUCGAGCCUAUAACAACGCUCGCGGAUGCCAAUUAUCAAUCAGGCUUUCGUAAUCAGCUUUGCCACCGAUGCAUCCGUGAUGAGGUCGAGCUCUACUGGUUGCGCCAAGGGACACCGGUGCCUCCGAUAAAACCGGGAGGGGAUACUAAACAAUGUGUAGCACAAUGGCCAAUUGCGCCGAAUAGUCUACAGGACCUUUGCAUCUGCAAUAGAUUGGGUAUUACCCAGUUCCAAUUUCGUUGUCAUGCAUGCCGCGACGAAGGUUUUCGAGUGAAUAGUUGGGCUCGUUACAAACUCGCCGAAGACAUUCUGACCAGUCGCGACAAGAAGGUCAUUACAGGCCACAUACGCUGCCACAAGAACGGCGGAACCGGUAGACACCUUCGAAAAGGCAUACCUGACGGACCCGUCACCGACAGGAUAGCGAACGCCGGUCUCCGUCGUAGAUGUCCUUGUGGCGAGAAACCCAAGGCGCAAAGUACCCCAGAAUAUAUCACAUUUUGUCUGGGUUGCUCAGGCGUGCGUAUCGAUCCUGCGAAUCUGCCACCACAUCUACAGUACGAUAACGUCAUGGCGGGGAUUGAAAAGAGGAAAGGGAUGAGAUUGAGCACGCAGAGGCUUAGAAAGGUGGAAAUGCGAAGGACGAACGGGACAAGGAAGGCAAAGAGGAGUCAUUUAUUCAGGGUGAAUAUCGAGAGCGCGUGGAUUCCUAGUAGAUAUAGAGGCGGAGGCGGAAGGAGAGGCGAUCAUUGGGUUGGGGGGUUCUAGAAUCAGUAAAGCUGAAAGGGUGGGGAAAGUGAUGCGCUGGCAACGACAAGGUGAGUACAAAGUAGCACAAGAGCGAUGGCCGGUGAAGCAGCAUCUAGGAUUAUCAUAGAUUGUUGACAGCGUGGGAAGAAUAUUCAGGUAGACUGCGACGUCAUCA